Messenger RNA from Adineta ricciae, 609 nucleotides. The record is from the annotation of a GenBank genome assembly. Lineage: Eukaryota; Metazoa; Rotifera; Eurotatoria; Adinetida; Adinetidae.
AUGUGUCACAAGUUGAAAACGUUCCUGAAAAGUAAAGAAUCUUAUCUAUGUGUAACGGGUCGCCAUGUAUAUGAGUGCUCGAGCAAAGUCAUGUUCGCUAUCGUGCUUUUACUCACAAUUCCAUUGCAGGAAGUCAUCGCCAGUACUUGUUCUUUCUUGGAAAAAACCUGUAUCAAAUAUUCAAGCACUUGGUGCUGUCGGAUUUAUGAAUAUUGUGGAAGUUAUUCAGGAUCAUGUUUGUCUUAUACAACAAUAAGAACGACUACUACCACCACUGCGCAGCCUUCACGUUUCACUGAUCUUCCCAACGGCGCUAUCGUUACAAUUAUUGCACUUCCAAUCUUUUUCUGUAUUAUUUUUUGUGGAUGUUACGCUAGUUCAAGUCAACAACGACAAAAUACCAGUCAUACCUCGUCGAAUGCAAAUUCUUCCUUUCGACCGUCUCGACAUCAACGACAAUCAUCACCAAAUCGUAUAAAUCCUGUUGUCGCUCCACCACCGAUUCCGACUUUUUAUGAAGAUGCUCCACCGUCAUAUGAAACCGCUGUGGCUGACUUAUCUCCUAAAACACCACCACUCACAGCAAAUGUCGAUCGAACAAAUCUAUAG